AUGUCCACUGUUACCCGGAAUUCCCUCGGAAGAUUCCAAGUCCAACUCCCGUUCAAGAACCCUCGUCCCUCACUCGGUUCCUCCCUCAACAUUGCGAUGAAGAGGCUUCAUUUCCUGGAGAGAAGACUUCAGGCCAACCCAAGUGCUCGCAAGGAGUACAACAAAUUCAUGCAAGAGUAUGAAGAUCUCGGUCACAUGGAGGAAGUCCAACCAGUGGAUUCCGACUCAGGAUCAACAUGCUACAUCCCUCAUCAAUUCAUUAUCAAGGAGUCCAGCUCCACCACCAAGUUCCGCGUUGUAUUUGAUGCGUCCGCAAAGAAAUCAAAUGGCAAAUCCUUAAAUGAAGAAAUGUUGGUGGGUCCUACAAUCCAGGAUUCACUCGUGGACAUCCUCAUCCGUUUCCGGCUUCACAAGGUCGCCAUCACUGCUGACAUCGAGAAGAUGUACAGGCAGAUCCUCGUUUCCCCAAAGGACACCGACCUGCAAAGAAUACUUUGGCGAGAUGACCCAUCCAAACCAAUCAAAAAUUUUCGUCUUCGUACAGUGACCUGUGGUACAGCAGGAGCACCAUACCUGGCAACUCGUACUCUCAAGGAGCUUGGAAUUAGGAAUCAGCGCAAGUUUCCCAUCGCAUCGGAAGUCAUUAUCCGAGAUUUCUAUAUGGAUGACCUCAUGUCUGGAGAACCUGAUGUCAAACAAGCCCUUGAAACUCAACACCAAUUACUCGAACUCAUGAAUGAUGGAUCACUGUGCCUCCGCAAGUGGUCAUCAAAUUCCCAAGCUGUUCUCGACGCAGUCCCUCCUGAGAUGAGAGAAACUCAGUCCCUUCUCUCAUUCGAUCAAGAUUCAUCAAUCAAGACCCUGGGUAUCUGUUGGAAUCCGAAAACUGACCAAUUCCUCUUCCAAAUCAGCCCCCAGAUUCCCACAACCAAGCCAUUAUCAAAGCGAAUUGUCCUCUCGGAAAUCGCCCGGUUGUUCGACCCUAUUGGCUGGCUCGCCCCCAUCAUCAUCUCUGCAAAGAUUCCCAUGCAGUCUUUGUGGAAACUGCAACAAGGUUGGGAUGAUCGUCCAUGCACAACUUUACUGGGUCAAAAUAAUUCAACAACAACAUUUCGCAAAGGAAAUCAACUCAAUCAAUUCUGGGAAGCCUGUUCCUCCAAAAAGCAGGGUUCUCUCCCUCUCACCAUUCUUAGAUUCGGACGGAAUCUUGAGAGUAGGUGGUCGUGUCCGUAA
Messenger RNA from Folsomia candida, 1233 nucleotides. RefSeq lists its product as uncharacterized. Bases 1 to 1233 code for a protein of 410 amino acids. The transcript has a single exon. The record is from RefSeq and is a predicted model, not a curated record. Lineage: Eukaryota; Metazoa; Arthropoda; Collembola; Entomobryomorpha; Isotomidae.